CCGACUAAAUCGUGGUUCUAUCGAGGCCAACAAGCGGGGCCAACAACCGGGCGGAAUAUGCUAAACUAGUGACGACUCUGAUUGGUCAGAGAGAAUCGUCACAAUUCUCGCGCGACUUAAUCCCUAGUGUCGCAUAUAUUAAGGGACGCUUGCAGCAUUUUUGUAAACCUAAGAAAAUGGCAAAGAAAAACAUACCGUGGUCGAUUGCGACGUUCCUCCAGCUGAUUGCAGAUGAUAAAAUCCAGCGGGAGCUCGACGGCACAACUCGCAACCUAAAAGUUUUUCAGGAGGUCUCUGCACUGUUGUCCGAGCGCGGAUUCUCAAGGACUUUCCAGCAGUGUAGGGAAAAACUGAAAAAGCUUAAGAGUGAGUAUAGAGCCGUGAAGGACCACAACUGCCGGAGUGGUUCAGAUAGGAAAAACUGGAAGUGGUUCGACCUGUUGGACGCUAUUUAUGGCCAUAGACCGGCCAACGUUGGGAGGGAGGGAGGCCUGGACUCUGCAACCGCGUUACUGGAGUCCCUGCAUGAUGAUGCCAUUGGGACUAGUGAGGAGGAACAGUCCCGAACAACGGGUGGUGGCAGUGUUCCGUCCUCAACAUCAUCAGAACACACCUCAACUCGACCACAGACACCAGUCGAGGAACCGACACCAAUGCCGAGUGCCAUCACGACACCGCAGCGUGUGGUUCUAGGCAAGAGGAAACGAGGAGGAGACGAGCACCUAGCACAGCAGGCACGGCACCAUGAACAGAACCUGGCCCAGGUGGAUCGGCACUGGCAGCUGACCAUGGAGGCUGUUGCCCGGGCGAGGGAGGAGGAAAUGGCCUUGAGAAGGGAGGAGAACGCUCAAACUCAUGCGUUUAACCUGGCCUUCCUGCGCACUUUCGGCCAGGUUCGAGGGGGCAGCCGACGUGGCCCGUCUCCUCAGGAAGACGAACCACCUCUGUAA
Messenger RNA from Gymnodraco acuticeps, 950 nucleotides. Its product is annotated as trihelix transcription factor GT-3a-like. The record is from RefSeq and is a predicted model, not a curated record. NCBI's taxonomy places the organism in Eukaryota, Metazoa, Chordata, Actinopteri, Perciformes, Bathydraconidae. The transcript has 3 exons. Bases 177 to 950 code for a protein of 257 amino acids.